This is a messenger RNA of Necator americanus (New World hookworm), 360 nucleotides long. RefSeq lists its product as uncharacterized. The transcript has 4 exons. The coding region runs from base 1 to 360 and encodes 119 amino acids. Lineage: Eukaryota; Metazoa; Nematoda; Chromadorea; Rhabditida; Ancylostomatidae. The record is from RefSeq and is a predicted model, not a curated record.
AUGCUCGUCCAGCUCCAGCGGCCAAUUACCACACUCGCUUGGGUCAUGCUCCUAUAUCCGCUUGUUUUCGCAAUCAGCGUUCAAGGAUUGCUGAUUCUAUUCACUUACAAUGUUCAGGAAAUUCUAUUCUUCGGAAUCACGAUUCGAUUCAUUCCUGAAAAAAAUGCCAGUUAUUCUCCUCGGCACCCUUCCGUGGCGAUCAAAACCAAUUUGCUCGUGUAUUUCCCUUUUCUGGAUGAAAUAGCACUUGUGUGCUAUCGCUCCAAGUUUGGUUUUGAUGAUGAAGUCCUCGGCCAUGUCCAGAAAACUAACGAGAUUAACUGCACAUCAAUAAUCUCAAUACCUCAAAGAAUUGGAUGA